AUGAUCCGCCGUCCUCCCACCUCGAUCGGUCUCACAGCCGAUGACCUCGCCAUCUUUGAGAAACAAUACGCGUCCGGCGAGAUCUAUGCGCACCACCACGACGACAACGAUACGAACCACAAGGCUGGGAAGAAGCGGCGCGCACAAGGCCAGGAUGGUGAGGCUCCGGGCGAACCGAAUGAGGGAGGGAUUCAGGCGGCUGGAGAUGCGAAUGCUGCAGAGGGACGCGAGGGUGAUGGAGAGCUGACACAAGCGCAGCGGGCCGAGGAGGAGAGGAAGGCGAGAACCCGAGAGCAGAGAAUCCUAGGGAGCACGGGCGAUGUUGCUGCGGCGGCGGCGGAUGAGGGUGGUGAGACUAUGAACACAGGUGAUGAGGGUGGGGUGGCAGGCAGUGGAGCUCAGACUGUGCUGCAGCAGCAACAACAGCAACAACCACAGCGCUGA
Molecule: messenger RNA, 444 nt
Organism: Endocarpon pusillum Z07020
Lineage: Eukaryota; Fungi; Ascomycota; Eurotiomycetes; Verrucariales; Verrucariaceae
Exons: 1
Coding region: 1-444 (147 amino acids)
Source: RefSeq, a predicted model, not a curated record